AUGACAAAACCUGUUCAAAAAGUUGCAAAACAACAGACAAAUAAAGGUGAUGACGAUGAUGAUAACUGGGGCAAUUUGUACGACAAGUCUGGAAAGAAACAGAUCAGACCAAAGAAAUCUGUCAAAGCAAUGAAAGUUGAAGAGAUUGAUGAUGCUGAAUGGGGAGAUUGGGAUGAUGCCAAAUAG
Messenger RNA from Trichomonas vaginalis G3, 186 nucleotides. RefSeq names its product protein phosphorylation. The record is from RefSeq and is a predicted model, not a curated record. The transcript has a single exon. Bases 1 to 186 code for a protein of 61 amino acids. Lineage: Eukaryota; Parabasalia; Trichomonadida; Trichomonadidae.